GGCAUAGUCAAAUAGAACUCAUCAAUUUGUUGAUUGUUCGCAAUCGAUCUCGCCCAAAUGGGAAUAAAAACCGGAUUUGUCUCAGUUUUCACCAUUCGUCUCGCCGAACUCUAUCAGACAACAUCGCAUUUCGCUCCACACCCCACAGUCUUCCCAAGUUCAAUCCAAGCUAAUAAUGAACAUUCAGUUUGUUCUCGCUGCUGUUCUCCUGGUUGGCGCAUUUGUCGCAGCCGAGGUCCAAGCCACAGGAACGUGUACAAUGGAGCGAUGUGUAACAGGAUGCGAAUGUCCACCCGUGAAUGAUGGCGACAUUUCUAAAGCCAGUAAUUUUACCGUCACAUGUAAAGAGGGCGAUUGUAAGACCCAUGUCGAGGUUGGCUACGUCGAGGAAUGGACGUUGUACAAGACUUACGAUAACUGGGGCCAAGAGUGCCGAUGCAGGAGCGACGGGUCGGUCAGCUGCAAAUAAACAUCGGUCAAGUUGCCAGCGGCCUGACAUGUGUGUUAAUGUAUCUAUUGGCGGAAAAAUCGGAUUGUAAUCAUAACAACCAAAUUAUAAUGUAGAGGCCCGAUUGCGAAAUAAAUAUGUUAGCUUGAGAAGUAGAGUAA
Molecule: messenger RNA, 609 nt
Organism: Lineus longissimus
Lineage: Eukaryota; Metazoa; Nemertea; Pilidiophora; Heteronemertea; Lineidae
Exons: 5
Coding region: 176-469 (97 amino acids)
Source: RefSeq, a predicted model, not a curated record